AGAGCCACCCACGAGCAGGACAACGCCCGAGAAGAUGGACAUACUGGAGAUCCAUGUGGAACCCAGUGAGACAAUCUCGGGAGGCGAAGGCAGCGCCACACCCAGGCCGGGCCGAUCGUCACGAUCAUGCCACCGCACACCCCAGUGCCCCCACUGCCGGUACCAAAUCGACGAUCCUCAUCGGAUGCGCCGGCAUCAACAUGAGAGGCACGGCGAGACCCACUCCUCCCGGGUGAACGACAUGCCACGACGCCCAGGAUAUAACCGGGACCGGGAGUGGAAGCAGGCGCAGGAGCAACGACGCCUGCAGGCCAGGGCACACUUGUCACCUUGGCGCCGCUAUAUUGAGAAGCACCCGGAGGAUGUGGAGGUGCUGAGCCUCCCAUAUGCCUGGGAGGGGCAGCCCAUAGUAAGCCCGGAGUGCCUGCUGGGUGUUGUAACGCCCGUACAACAAACCCCACGGCAGCAAGGACACGAGCCGCUGCAAGAGAGGCGGACAAGGAGCGACUGACGGCUAGCGGAGAGAAGGAGGAAGCUGAGGACAAAUUUGCGAGCGAUUGAGGAGGAGGAGAACUAUCAGCGGUAACUGGGCCAGGAGGAACGAUGCGAGAGGGGGAGAGUGAGAGAAGAAGGAGAGGCUGAGGGAGAGAAGGAACAACAGUUAAGCAGAAGCUUGGAGGAGGCAAACGAAGAGAUAGGGCGACUAAGCCGGAAGGUGGAGGAGCUAGAGGAAGGGGAAAAGAUAAAACAGCUACGCGAGGAUUUACUCCUCAGCCCAUCUAAUAGUGAGAACGAUAGCAUGGGGAGCGGAACAGCUGGCCGGGAGGGGUAGAAAUAGAUAGGCUUAUGUGCAUAAAUAUAUAGCGAGGGAGAGGAGUCCAGUAUAUAUAUAGUACCUAUAUCCAGUAUCUAUAUAGUAAUCAGGGAACUGUUGAGAACCAAGGCGAUUUUUUUUUUCGUAUACACAUUGUGAAUAUUAUAUUGUGAAUAUAGAGAUGAUUUAAUUAUUAGGCAAAAUAUAUAUAGUUUCAUGAAUAUUGCAAUAGACGAUUGUACGGGUAACAACGAUGAGAUAUUAUAUGGUUAUUAAAACUUUCACGUGGUAAAACAUUUCUAUGUACAGUGUCUACUUGCGUCCACUUACUAACCCUAGCUUCAACUCGUAACAACAAUAAUGAGAUGAGA
Messenger RNA from Priapulus caudatus, 1185 nucleotides. RefSeq lists its product as uncharacterized. Bases 35 to 511 code for a protein of 158 amino acids. The transcript is spliced from 2 exons. Lineage: Eukaryota; Metazoa; Priapulida; Priapulimorpha; Priapulimorphida; Priapulidae. The record is from RefSeq and is a predicted model, not a curated record.